GACUUUGGUGGCUUUGCCACUGUGGACCAAUUAUAUCAGGAACUGAGAGCAGCGCAGUAUAAAGGAGAUACUAUGGAUUUCUACAACCACAUCCAACACAAACUAGCAAUUCUUAACCAAAAUUGUGGUCAGGAGAAUCGAUUGGAUGAAGUGGAUAGGAAUAUCCAAACUGGUCUGAAGACUUUUAUAACACGUCUUCCAAUCCAUAUGAGGACUGUAUUAUGCGCAUUAAAACCAGAAAGUAAGGAGGAAGCUUUGCAUGAAUUGAGCUCUGCGGGAUUCCUGAACAACGAAAAGAAGCAGGACAAACCACAAUCAAGUCCACAACAGCAACAACAGAAUGGGCAACCAAAAAUAAUGCAGCCACAUUACCACCAACAACAACAUUGGCAACCAAAAAUAAUGCAGCCACAUUACCAUCAACAGCAACAUUGGCAACCAAGGAUAAUGCAGCCACAUUACCAACAACAACAUUGGCAGCCGAGAAUUGCACAACCAAAUUUCCAGCAACAAGGAUCGCAACAACCUUACUACAAGCCUCAGCAACCACAAAUCAGACAACAGCCUCCAACAUCAUAUCAACAAAAGCAUGAAUCAAUGGAUGUUGAUGCAUCUCAACAAUCAAAAAGGCAGACACACCUCCAGGAGCAGAAAUCAUGUCUCUGGAAGUCCUUGCUGGCGAUUUUCUUGAUGAUAUCCCCAGUGGUAGCGCAGAAGCUCGAGGUAGUCGAUUUGAAUGAAGGCAACGGAUAUGCAACUUAAUGACAAAAUGUUAAUAGAUGACUAUAUUAAAAUUCUUCACAUAUUUAACACCACAAAAUAUAUGAAUUUUUUAAAUGAAUUGGGAGAGGAAGUUUAGCGUAUUAAUGAUUUAUUUUUAUCGCAUGAAAUCGAGCACAUAACUUAACGACUUAAAAGUAUUA
Messenger RNA from Musca vetustissima, 923 nucleotides. Its product is annotated as basic-leucine zipper transcription factor A-like. The transcript is spliced from 2 exons. Lineage: Eukaryota; Metazoa; Arthropoda; Insecta; Diptera; Muscidae. The coding region runs from base 73 to 762 and encodes 229 amino acids. The record is from RefSeq and is a predicted model, not a curated record.